Messenger RNA from Diprion similis, 1645 nucleotides. Its product is annotated as RE1-silencing transcription factor-like. Gene Ontology annotation, biological process: regulation of transcription by RNA polymerase II. Bases 44 to 1645 code for a protein of 533 amino acids. Lineage: Eukaryota; Metazoa; Arthropoda; Insecta; Hymenoptera; Diprionidae. Gene Ontology annotation, molecular function: RNA polymerase II transcription regulatory region sequence-specific DNA binding; DNA-binding transcription factor activity, RNA polymerase II-specific. The record is from RefSeq and is a predicted model, not a curated record. The transcript has 8 exons.
GGUAACCAGAUAGAAGCAGCGAGAGGCUACCGGCCGUCAGCACAUGGAAUAUGGGAUCUGGAGUCUGCACGCCGCGGGGGGACUGUGGGGCGAUCCGCGGCUCGCCCGAAGACACCCGAUCCUGGGUCCAGGGGGUCCUGGAACACCCGGGGCAGCCUUCGCCUUGAACACGCUGCGGCGUCCGACGGACGGGAUCGCGAUGCCCGUCGCCGCGAACAGCCCCGCUUAUCGAGCCAUGGAACUGGUGACCAGGACCCUUUCGACGACGGAGCCGAUGCAGGCCGGGGCGGCUCGGGAACCACGAGACAACGAAUCGAACAUCGAAGGACGAAGCGACCGGGAGGACGACGAAAACUCCAGUCAGACGGCCGUGCCACGGGUCAUAGGAACUACGGAAGACCCGGGCGAGGAAAGCGACGCAGGAAGUGUGAGCAGCGGUAACGACGAAUCUCGGCACUCGGCGAACAACAAUCUCCACCCGAAGCUUCCGAACGGGCUGCCGUGUCUUCUCCUUGACAAGGAAGAGGGUGUUCCGCCGGUCCUGAACAGCUGGGUACUCGGGGCUUACACGGCCAUGCUGGGCCGCCUUUCGGCGGCGACGGCUGCUCUGGAGGGUUCCGAGGUACCACCGAUACCUUCCGAGAGCGGAUCGGACAGCGAUUCGUCGUCCUGCACCGAGAAGUCUCGAGAGGUGACGAGAGCGGGUCGCGGCUACUCCUGCGGCUCGUGCGAAACGGUUUCGGACACGCGGCCAGCCCUUAGAAAGCACAUAGCCGAUUGUCACCCGGCGAUAUCGGCCCUGACCGGAGAGUCUCGGAGGUGUCCGGCGACCGGAUGCGACUUCGCGAGCGGAAGUCGAUGCGAGAUGGAAACCCACGUGGCGGCGCACGUGGCCCAAGGCAUGUCGCCGACCGGGAAGAAGCGCUCGCUGGCCCUUCAGCGCGUCAGGUACGAGAGGGAGGAGUAUCGCUGCUCGAUGUGCUCCUACGCCUGCACCAUAGAGAAGGCCUUCCAGAAGCACCUCAGGGCUCAUGCCAAGGGUGCGGCACCCGAGACAAGGGUCAGCUGUCCCGUCUGCGGGGCCGAUCGGACCUCGGAAGUCGACCUCAGCCGGCACAUGCGGAGGCACCGUGACGAUCGGUACUUCUGCUGCGAUAUAUGCAUCUUCAGGACGGUGCAGCUGAAAAAGUUAAUUCAGCACCGAAGGAUGCACACCGGGGAGAAGCCGCACCUUUGUCCACACUGCGCUUACCGGAGUGCCAGACGCGACAACUUGAGAAGCCACGUGCGUCGCGUCCACAAGAAGGAAAACCUCUACUGCGACACCUUCAGUCCCCGUGGCAUGUUGCAGAUUUCGCCAAUCGGUCAGACACUCAGGAGUCCAGCCUCGUCACCGGCCUCCAACGCUGGAAGUAGAGUUAGUUGGAGAAAAAGAAGGUGGAGAGCAGAUACGAAUAACACAAUCACACAAAAAACGUGUCUUUACCGACGGAGUGAACCACCGUAUCUACAGGUUUUUGGACACGCUGAAUCCGAAUCCGGUCUUAAAAUUGCUCCAUUCUCUCCAAAUUUUGAGUAUAUAAUCCUGCCUGAAAGAUUCGUUUAUCGAUCUCGAACACUUCGAGAUUUGUCGAUGCACAAGUAG